Messenger RNA from Vidua chalybeata, 2264 nucleotides. It is a transcript of the gene CPTP, whose product is annotated as ceramide-1-phosphate transfer protein. The record is from RefSeq and is a predicted model, not a curated record. The coding region runs from base 16 to 639 and encodes 207 amino acids. Gene Ontology annotation, biological process: ceramide transport; intermembrane lipid transfer. Gene Ontology annotation, cellular component: cytoplasm; membrane; cytosol. The transcript is spliced from 2 exons. NCBI's taxonomy places the organism in Eukaryota, Metazoa, Chordata, Aves, Passeriformes, Viduidae. Gene Ontology annotation, molecular function: ceramide 1-phosphate binding; ceramide 1-phosphate transfer activity.
GGAGGAGGCGGAGCGAUGGCGGCGGCGGCCGCGGGCCCCUUCAGCCUCAGGGAGGUUCUGGACGCCUUCCGGAGGUGCGUGACGGAGCAGCGGGAGGUGCUGCUGGAGCCCUACCUGAGCGGCUGGCGGGGGCUCAUCCGCUUCCUGCAGAGCCUGGGCGCCGUCUUCUCCUUCAUCUCCCGGGACGCGGUGGCCAAGGUGUCUCUGCUGGAGGCUCACCGCCAGCAGCACCGCUUCGUGUCGCUGCAGUCGCUGGUGCAGCACGAGCUGGCGGCGGGGCCGGCGGCGCUGCGGGCCCGGCCCGACUCCGGCUGCCGCACGGUGCUGCGGCUGCACCGCGCCCUGCGCUGGCUGCAGCUCUUCCUCGAGGGGCUGCGCUCCGGGGAGCCGCGCACCUCCGUGCUCUGCACCGACGCCUACAACGCCUCGCUGGCCCAGCACCACCCCUGGGUGGUCCGCAAGGCGGCCACCGUGGCGUUCUGCGCGCUGCCCUCCCGCGAUGCCUUCCUGGAGAUCAUGAACGUGGGCUCGCCCGAGGAGGCCGUGGCCAUGCUGGGCGAGGCCAUCCCCUACAUCGGAGACGUGUACGGCAUCACCCAGGAGCUCUUCGCCGAGCACAAGCUGCUCGACCUGCCCUGACUGCUGAAAACGACAUUUUUGCACGAGUUUCUGCUUCUCUGUCCGUGGUUAUUUCCACUUUUGCAGCCCGGAGCUGAGGAGUUGGCAAAACUAUUCCAUGUUAUAAAUGUGGACCGGUUCUUUUUUAGCAUCUGUCAGUUCUUUUCUUGCAUCUCUACAGUUAGAAAAGGAAUUCUACAUCAGGUUGAGCUGCUAAGGGAUUGAUUUUUUUUUUUAUUCCCAGUUUUCAGCAUCAGCUAGGAGCUCUUUGUGCAGCACAAGCUGCUCAACCUGCCCUGACUGCUGAAAACAACAUUUUUGCACGAGUUUCUGCUUCUCUGUCCGUGGUUAUUUCCACUUUUGCAGCCCGGAGCUGAGGAGUUGGCAAAACUAUUCCAUGUUAUAAAUGUGGACCGGUUCUUUUUUAGCAUCUGUCAGUUCUUUUCUUGCAUCUCUACAGUUAGAAAAGGAAUUCUACAUCAGGUUGAGCUGCUAAGGGAUUGAUUUUUUUUUUUUUAUUCCCAGUUUUCAGCAUCAGGCAGGAGCUCUUUGUGCAGCACAAGCUGCUCGACCUACCCUGAUGGGUGAAAACAACAUUUUUGCACAAGCACAAGCCUCUGGUUCUCUGUCCAUUUAUUAUUUGGUUAUUUCCACUUUUUCUUUCCAGCCUGGAGCUGAGGAGUUGGCCAAGUUAUUCCACUUUAUAAAUGUAGAAUAGUUUUUUUUUUUUUACACAUUUUUUCUUUUUUUUUUACAUCUGUCAGUUCUUUUUUUUUACGUCUCUACAGUUAGGAAAAAAGUUCCACAUUAGGAUGAGCUAUGUAGAGCUCUACAGGUAGAAAAAAAAAAAACACCUCCACAUUAGGAUGAGCUGCUAAGAGGUUUAUUUUUUUUAUUCCCAGCAAGGCUGGAAGAGAUUUUUCUUUUCAAGCCCAGCUCUGUGCAUUUACAGCAAUAUUUGGCAGCACAAACUGGAGCUCUCCUACACCCCGUGGCAGCUCACCUGGCCACUUUGGCUUAGACAAAAAAAUCCCACCUGGGGGCUUCACCUGCAGCAUUUAAUGCUGAGUAAUGCCCUGGGGAAAUGAAAUUUCCCUGUCCUUGUGGGAGCUGAAGGAAAUGGGGGUGGAUGGAAGGGAAGAGUGUUCCUGGAGCAGGGAUCCACCCAGCAGCACCUUCCCUCCGUGUCCCUUCCCUGUUAAAUCCGUGAUUUUUGCACAAAAUUUCAUUUAUGCUGCACAAUCCCCUCUGUCCGGCCCAGCCUGGAGCUGUUUGCUUCCGAGUUGUGUUCUUGCGUGUGUAAUUUUUAUUUUUAUCAGUGUGUUAAAUGCCUACAAAAAAGGGUUUUCCUGCCUCUCUGAGGGGGGAAUCCACACUUGUACUGUAAAUCACAGCUUUGUGAGGCUUCUGCCUUCUCCUGGAAGAGCCAAGGGAUGUCAGAGGGGAUUUACUGGGGGAACUCACUGGGUUUACAUUUUGGGGAGCUGGAAAAGCACUGCAGGGUCAGUCCAGGACUGCAGGGACACCUGGGGGACUCCUGCAGGCUGCUCGUCUCUUUUUGGCCUGAUGUAACGCUGAAAAAUUCAGGAAAUCACUAUUACCUCACGGGGACUGGACUCACUGGACAUUAAAUGAUGUGAAAAAUG